This is a messenger RNA of Pochonia chlamydosporia 170, 2658 nucleotides long. RefSeq names its product protein arg-6, mitochondrial precursor. The transcript has 2 exons. Gene Ontology annotation, biological process: L-arginine biosynthetic process. Gene Ontology annotation, cellular component: mitochondrion; mitochondrial matrix; cytoplasm. Gene Ontology annotation, molecular function: N-acetyl-gamma-glutamyl-phosphate reductase (NADP+) activity; L-glutamate N-acetyltransferase activity, acting on acetyl-CoA as donor; NAD binding. The coding region runs from base 1 to 2658 and encodes 885 amino acids. NCBI's taxonomy places the organism in Eukaryota, Fungi, Ascomycota, Sordariomycetes, Hypocreales, Clavicipitaceae. The record is from RefSeq and is a predicted model, not a curated record.
AUGCUGUCUGCAACGGCUACUGCCUUGCGGGCAGGUUCGCGACGAGCCAUCUCCCGAGCAGCUGGCACUUCCUCCGUCGCGGCUCCGAGGCAGAUCCGAUGCCCCAACGUCGCCAUAUGCCGAGCUCUCUCCACCACGACGACGCUGGCAUCACCGCCUGCCCGAGACCGUACGCGAGAAAUUGUCGCCCAGACCGUUAGCAGUAUUGGCAGCAAGCGAGAGGGCCAGCAGUACCUCAAGCUAUUCACCUCAGUGUCAUCCCAGAAGUUCGCCGUCAUCAAAGUUGGCGGUGCCAUCUUGACGGAAUACAUCGAUGAACUGUGCAGAAGCUUGCUGUUUUUGUAUGAAUUGGGACUGUACCCUGUCAUUGUUCAUGGUGCGGGCCCCCAAUUGAACAGGCUCCUGGAAGAGGCUGGCGUUGAACCCCAAUUCGAGGAAGGCAUCCGAGUGACAGAUGCCAAGACGCUCGGUGUGGCCAGAAAGCUAUUUCUUGAGGAGAAUUUGCGGUUAGUUGAUCGUUUGGAUGAGCUUGGUGUGGCUACUCGCUCUUUGAGCGGCGUCUUCAUGGCCGACUAUCUCGACAAGGAAAAGUGGCAAUAUGUCGGCAAGAUCACAAAGGUCAACAAGGAGGCCAUUGAAAAGUCCAUCGAGGCUGGUUAUAUCCCUGUUCUGACUUCAAUGGCGGAAUCUGAAGAUGGGAGACUGCUCAACGUCAAUGCAGACGUAGCUGCUGCUGAACUAGCUCGUGCUUUGGAGCCUCUCAAGGUCGUCUAUCUCUCCGAGAAGGGCGGCUUAUUUGAUGGCGAGGGCGAGAAGAUUUCCCACAUCAACCUUGAUGAGGAGUUCGACCAGCUCAUGUCUCAACCCUGGUGCCGGUACGGCACUCGCCUCAAGAUUAAGGAGAUCAAGGAACUACUAGAUACGCUACCCCGUAGCUCCAGCGUUGCCAUCAUCCACCCUAGCGAGAUGCAGAAGGAACUCUUCACCGACUCCGGUGCCGGCACACUGAUCCGCCGUGGUGAUAAGAUUCAAAAAGUUUCUUCGGUCAAUGAAUUUGAAGACCUCGACAAGCUCAAGGCGUCCCUUAUCCGAGACCGUGAGGGUCUUGAUGCCGAAGCCACGGUUGAGCGUUACAUUGACUUCCUCCAGGAGAACCCCUUCAGUGCUUACUAUGACGACACCAUGCAAUGCCUCGCCAUUGUCAUGCCGCCCAGCAAGGACCGUGCAAUGGCCACUCUGGCUACGCUGACCAUCACAAAAUCUGGCUGGUUGACAAAUGUAGCCGAAAACGUCUUUGCUGCGAUCAAAAAGGACUACCCCAGCCUUGUUUGGACUGUGAGCGAGAGCGACGAGAAUCUUACCUGGUUCUUUGAGAAAGCUGACGGCAGCUUCAACAACAACGGUAGUGUUCUCUUCUACUACGGAUGUGAUCUUCGGUCUGAGGCUUUGGCUCCCGUCUACGAUGAAUUUAUCUCCCACGGCCGCGCCAUGCUAGGUGAUUCUAAUCUCGAGUCACGACUUCGUCGCGCUGCCCAAGCUGCUAGCGAGUCACUCGGUCGUACCCAUGCUGCCCAACAGGCUCGUACCUACUCUACCAGCUCCAGUCCUUUCCAGAAUGCCGCUCAACGUCGGGGCUAUGCCACCACUACGAACCCCAACCCACCUUUUGGUAAAAAGAAUGCCUCCAACGAUGUACCAUCUCGUGUCGGCUUGAUUGGUGCACGCGGCUAUACUGGUCAGGCUCUCAUUGACUUGCUUAACGCCCAUCCUUAUAUGGACCUUCGACACGUCUCUUCCAGAGAAUUAGCCGGCCAGGAGCUGCAGGGCUACAGCAAGCGAAAGAUUAUCUACGAAAAUCUGGGUCCCGAGGAUGUUGCUAAGCUGGAAAAGAAUGGUGAAAUUGACUGCUGGGUCAUGGCUCUGCCUAAUGGUGUGUGCAAGCCUUACAUCGAGGCUCUUGAUGCAGUCUCCAAAGGCAGCAAGCGUCAAAGUGUCAUUGUAGACCUUUCUGCCGAUUAUCGAUUCGACAACAAGUGGACAUAUGGCUUGCCAGAGCUAACCAAGCGAUCUGAGAUUUACAAGGCUACCCGGAUUUCUAACCCGGGUUGCUAUGCCACCGCCGCUCAGCUCGGUAUCGCUCCUAUAUUAGAUCACCUUGGCGGACAGCCCACCGUGUUUGGAGUCUCCGGGUACUCUGGUGCCGGCACCAAACCGUCCCCCAAAAACGAUGUCAACGCCCUAAAAGACAAUCUUAUGCCAUAUAGCUUAACAGAUCACGUCCACGAGCGUGAAAUUAGCAGUCAGCUUGAUACCCCUGUCGCCUUCAUGCCUCACGUUGCAUCUUGGUUCCGUGGUAUUCAUCACACCAUCAGCAUACCCCUUAACAAGACCAUGACCUCUCGAGAUAUUCGACAAAUCUACCAAGACAGAUAUGCUGGAGAGAAACUUGUCAAGGUUGUCGGUGAGGCCCCGCUCGUCAAGAGUAUCAUGGACAGGCAUGGCGUAGAAAUUGGCGCAUUCGCCGUUCAUAGCAGCGGGAAGAGGGUGGUUGUUUGUGCUAGCAUUGACAAUUUGCUCAAAGGCGCGGCUACACAAUGUUUGCAAAACAUGAAUCUUGCUUUGGGGUAUGCCGAAUUCGAAGGCAUCCCUACCAUGUAA